Elephantulus edwardii (Cape elephant shrew) is the source of this 2426-nucleotide messenger RNA. It is a transcript of the gene SLC43A2, whose product is annotated as solute carrier family 43 (amino acid system L transporter), member 2. NCBI's taxonomy places the organism in Eukaryota, Metazoa, Chordata, Mammalia, Macroscelidea, Macroscelididae. The transcript is spliced from 14 exons. Gene Ontology annotation, biological process: transmembrane transport; neutral amino acid transport. Bases 98 to 1804 code for a protein of 568 amino acids. Gene Ontology annotation, molecular function: L-amino acid transmembrane transporter activity; neutral L-amino acid transmembrane transporter activity. The record is from RefSeq and is a predicted model, not a curated record.
AGCGCCGGGCGGGCCCGAUACACACGAGCAAGAGUCUGGUGGCUGCGGAGCCGGAGACGGAGCAGGGCCACCGCGCUGUGCUGCGCCGCGCCGCGCCAUGGCGCCCACACUUGCCACUGCCCAUCGGCGCCGCUGGUGGAUGGCCUGCACCGCCGUGCUGGAAAACCUCCUCUUCUCGGCAGUCCUCCUGGGCUGGGGCUCGCUGCUUAUCAUGCUCAAGUCGGAGGGCUUUUACUCCUACCUGUGUACUGAGCCAGAGAAUGUCACCAACAGCACUGUGGGGGGCACAGCAGAGCCAGAUCAUGAGGAGGUGACGUGGAUGAACGGCUGGCUCAGCUGCAAGGCCCAGGACGAGAUGCUGAACCUGGCAUUCACUGUGGGCUCCUUCCUGCUCAGUGCCAUCACCCUGCCCCUGGGCAUCGUCAUGGACAAGUACGGCCCGAGGAAGCUCCGGCUGCUGGGCAGUGCCUGCUUUGCCGUCUCCUGCUUGUUGAUUGCAUAUGGAGCAAGUAACCCAAACUCUCUCUCUGUGCUCAUCUUCAUCUCCCUGGCUCUGAAUGGAUUUGGUGGGAUGUGCAUGACCUUCACCUCAUUAACACUUCCCAACAUGUUUGGUGACCUUCGGUCCACGUUUAUUGCCUUGAUGAUUGGGUCCUACGCGUCCUCAGCAGUCACCUUCCCUGGAAUCAAGGUCAUCUAUGACUUUGGUGCCUCCUUCAUCGUCAUCCUCGUGGUCUGGGCCGGCUGCUCCGGGCUGGUUUUCCUCAACUGCUUCUUUAACUGGCCUCUUGAGCCCUUCCCAGGGCCAGAGGACAUGGACUACACAGUAAAGAUCAAGUUCAGUUGGCUGGGCUUUGACCACAAGAUCACAGGGAAGCAGUUCUACAAGCAAGUGACCACAGUGGGGCGGCGCCUCAGCGUGGGCAGCUCUGUGCGGAGCGCCAAGGAGCAGGCGGCACUGCAGGAGGGCCACAAGCUGUGCCUGUCCACCAUUGACCUCGAGGUGAAAUGCCAACCGGAUGCCGCAGCGGCCCCCUCGUUCAUGCACAGUGUGUUCAGCCCCAUCCUGUUGCUCAGCCUCGUCACCAUGUGUGUCACCCAGCUGCGGCUCAUCUUCUACAUGGGUGCCAUGAACAACAUUCUCAAGUUCCUGGUCAGCGGUGACCAGGAUAAAGUUGGCCUCUACACCUCCAUCUUUGGCGUGCUCCAGCUGCUCUGCCUGCUGACAGCCCCUGUCAUUGGCUACAUCAUGGACUGGAGGCUGAAGGAGUGUGAAGAUUCCUCUGAGGAGCCUGAAGAGAAAGACACUAACCAAGGUGAGAAGAAGAAGAAGCGGGACCGGCAGAUCCAGAAGAUCACCAACGCCAUGAGGGCCUUCGCCUUCACCAACCUGCUGCUUGUGGGCUUCGGGGUGACCUGCCUCAUUCCUAACCUGCCUCUACAGAUCAUCUCCUUCAUCCUGCACACGAUCGUGCGUGGAUUCAUUCACUCUGCCGUUGGGGGUCUGUACGCCGCCGUGUACCCUUCCACGCAGUUUGGCAGCCUCACAGGUCUACAGUCACUGGUCAGCGCACUCUUCGCUCUCCUGCAGCAGCCCCUGUUUCUGGCCAUGAUGGGCCCCCUCCAAGGAGACCCUCUAUGGGUGAAUGUGGGACUGCUUGUUCUGAGCAUGUUGGGGUUCUGCCUCCCCCUGUACCUGAUCUGCUACCGGCGGCAGCUGGAGCGGCAGCUGCAGCAGAAGAAAGAGGACGACAAACUUUUCCUCAAGAUCAACGGGUCAUCCAACCAGGAGGCUUUCGUGUAGCACGCACCACCUCAGAACUGUGGCCUCCCGCCCAUACUUCAGUGACUGACCAGUGUCCUCUUCCCCAUGCAGAGGACCCUCAUGCACCCCAGGAUCUCCUCCUUUACCAUUUCGGAGUCCACACUCCCUCCCAGGGUGCUGGGGCUUCCUCAGAGCUCUGCAGUGGAAGGACGGCAGAGGACCCAGAACAGGGGCCAUUUUCUCACUGCUGGAGGCAGAGCCUGCCCUGGGCUUUACUCUGCUGCCUCUGAGAGGCCCUGAGGCCUUGGGGCUCCGUGGAACCUGCAGGAGGAGCAGGGAGGACCCCCAGCCAGGCAGGUGCUCUCCUCAGAGUGUAUGCAUUCUGCCUCUUGCCAAAGCAGAGGGGUCUGCCAUCCACUGCCUGUCCCCCACCCCCGCAACGCAACUCGGCUGCAUGCCCACCAACCACACCUGCCUGAGGACAAAGGCUUGCACUGUCUGUAGUCCCCUCGCCUGGCCCCUCACCUCCUCCCCUGGCCAGUCAGGCUGCCUGAGGAAGGAAGGACCCGCUUCCUGUUGUUGGUGCUAACUCCUUUGUAAUCCCAACCCCCUGUGGCCUAUUCCUCCCAUCUGAGGCCUGGGCAGAAGCCUCGCUGGAUUA